AUGGCAGAUAGGUCAAACUUUUCUUUCAUCGGCUCGAUUCUGGAGGUUAUGUUUUGUGAUGUUCCUCCCACCAGUAAAAUUCUAGAGGGUUAUCGCACUCUUACUCCUUCAGUACCUCGUCCAUUGACUAAUGGAUUUCAAGAAAUUUUGGCUGAGAGAAAGGCUCCUACUGCUUCAACUACUGCACCAAAGCGAAGGAAGCAACAUGCUAGAAAGAGAAAGUCUCCCACUCCUACUCUAUCUCAACGUGAAGGAGAAAAUACUGAUUCUGAAACUGAGUCGAAGAUUCGCAUUGAGGAGGAUCCCCCUGCUCAUAUUGCAGAAGAUGAGCCCGCUUCAUCUCUGAAUCAUGAGGUAACUCCACCAUUUAAUGAUUCUGUUCCUUCUCCACCUCCCUCACCAAAAACAACUACUUCUAUCCCAAUCACCAUCGCACCUAUUCCACCACCAGUAUCAUCUCAACCAUCCACAACUAUUGCACUCUCAAUCUCUAUUUUCACCGAAUCCACCAUUUCGCCCCAUACCUCUCCCAUUCGCACCGAUGACUCAGAAAUGCUUUUCAGAGAUGAUGAAGAUGAUGAUUUGGAUGGAUUCACUUUCAGUGCUUUUUAA
This is a messenger RNA of Lactuca saligna, 612 nucleotides long. Lineage: Eukaryota; Viridiplantae; Streptophyta; Magnoliopsida; Asterales; Asteraceae. The record is from the annotation of a GenBank genome assembly.